AUGUCUUCAGGCCCGCCCGCCAACCAGGACGCACUCAUUGCUGAGCUCGCAAGCUUGACCGGUCUAGCUCCGACAGAGGCUGAACAGUACUUGAACGCAGGCAACUGGGACAUCCAGACCGCUGCAACACUCUACUUCGACCAAGCCGCGCCCGAAGAGGGAGAACCGGACGUAGAUAUGGCAGGCGACGACGAGCCCCAGAAUCCGAACCCCAACCCGCCGCAACAGCAACAGCCUGGUGGCGGACGCACGCUUGCAGGCGCCUAUGUGCCUCCAGACCCGUCUGAAGCAUCCUCGUCGCGAGGAGCAGCUAGCGGUAGUCGGCAACCACAGCGAGGGGGAAUGGGGACGCUGCGGGACUUGCAGUCGUCGGGCGCCGGCCGGGGACCCAGUCACGACGACGGCGACCAUGGCUCAGACUCGGACUACCAGGAUGACGAGAACCAGGACUUCUUUGCCGGUGGUGAGAAGUCGGGCCUCGCGGUGCAGAACCCUGGGGCGAAUAAUCCGCGAGACCAGAUCAACAACAUCCUCCGCCGUGCGCGACAGCUAAUCGAGUACAGGAAUGCCCCUCGACCCGGCGGUGACGACGAGCAGCCUUCCUCCCACUUUCGGGGCGCUGGCAUGACACUGGGUGGCGACGAUGCUCCCUCUCGCGUCAUCCCCGAUCCUAUCGCCAGCGUCCAGCAACCACCUCCGCGGGCACACCGCGAGCUGCAUCUUUGGCGAGAUGGCUUCUCCGUCGAUGACGGCCCUCUCUUCCGCUACGACGACCCCGCCAACGCCCGCACGCUCGAGAUGAUCAAUACCGGCCACGCCCCGCUGCACAUUCUGAACGUCGAGCACGGCCAAGAGGUGGAUGUCGAGGUGCACGCGCAUAAAGACGAGGACUACGUGAGGCCGAAGAAGAAGUACGUUCCCUUUUCCGGUGCUGGCCAGCGUCUCGGUAGUCCCACUCCCGGUGCGAUUGCGGUAGCGGCCCCUCCUGCAGCGGCUGCACCCUCCGGUGCCACUGCAUCCUCGGCUGCCUCCGGCGCUGCGCAACCAUCCGUCGACGUCGACUCUUCGGCUCCCAUCGUCACGCUUCAGAUUCGGCUCGGAGACGGUACACGCCUGCAGUCGCGCUUCAACACGACGCACACCAUCGGCGAUGUAUACGACUUCGUGAAUGCAGCGAGCCCCGCCAGCCAGCAGCGAGCGUACGCGCUCAUGACGACCUUCCCGUCGAAGGAGUUGACCGACAAGUCGCAAGUGCUGGGCGACAUGGCAGAGUUCAAGCGCGGCGGCGUGGUGGUGCAGAAGUGGACAUGAGGAUGUACAGG
This is a messenger RNA of Trematosphaeria pertusa, 1322 nucleotides long. RefSeq names its product Cdc48-dependent protein degradation adaptor protein-like protein. Gene Ontology annotation, molecular function: ubiquitin binding. The record is from RefSeq and is a predicted model, not a curated record. The transcript is spliced from 3 exons. Gene Ontology annotation, cellular component: nucleus; cytosol. Gene Ontology annotation, biological process: Golgi organization; membrane fusion; proteasome-mediated ubiquitin-dependent protein catabolic process. Bases 1 to 1311 code for a protein of 436 amino acids. Lineage: Eukaryota; Fungi; Ascomycota; Dothideomycetes; Pleosporales; Trematosphaeriaceae.